GACUUCCUUUCUCCGGCGGAUGCGCUAUGAGAGUGAACGUGCAGAAAGGGCUUGGUCCGGGCAUUGCUGGUGUGUCUGCGCGCCUCUGGACCGCAGAUAACCGGGCUGACGACGCCGCCGAAGCCUCGUAGACGAACCUCUACCCCGGCUAUGCUGCCUUGAGAGCGCCGCGAGGCUCCGCCCUGCCAACAUGUCUGAAGUCAACAAGACUAUUCAGAAAUGGCACGCCAGUUUUGAGAAAGGCACGGACUUUGACUCGUGGGGACAAUUAGUGGAGGCUAUAGAUGAGUACCAAAUUUUAGCGAGACAACUGCAAAAAGAGGUGCAGUCAACAAAUGCAUCCGACUUCACAGAGGAGCAAAAGAAAACCUUAGGAAAGAUUGCAACAUGCCUGGAGAUGAGAAGGGCCAGUCUGCAGUGCACACAGUCAAAGGAGGGCUUCAAGUUAGAAGAGCUGAAGAAACUGGAAACCAUCAUUCAAAAUAUCUUGACGUACAACAAAGAAUUUCCCUUCGAUGUGCAGCCAGUGCCCUCAAGGAAAAUCCUGGCUCCGGGUGAAGAGGAGAACCUGGAGCUGGAGGAAGAGGAGGAGGAGGAUGCUGCAGCUGGAGCCGGUUCUACAGAAGCGUUCCUCCCCAGAGCCCCCGCUCCGCAAGGUACCUUGUUGCCACGGUUACCCUCUGAGCUUGGAAUGACACUACUUACACUAAAGAUAGAAAAGAUUGGGUUGAAGGAUGCCGGUCAGUGCAUCGAUCCCUACAUGACCAUCAGUGUCAAAGAUUUGAACGGCGUGGAUGUGAACCCGGUGCAGGACACACCUGUGGCCUCCAGGAAGGAAGACACCUACAUCCACUUCAGUGUGGACGUAGAGAUCCAGAGACACGUGGAGAAACUACCCAAAGGAGCCGCUAUCUUCUUUGAAUUCAAGCACUACAAACCUAAAAAGAGGUUCACCAGCACUAAAUGUUUCGCCUUCAUGGAAAUGGACGAGAUCAAACCCGGCCCCAUCGUCAUCGAACUGUACAAGAAGCCCACAGACUUCAAGAGGAAGAAACUGCAGCUUGUAACAAAGAAACAACUCUAUCUCCAUCUUUAUCAGACGUUACACAAGGACAGCUAAGUGGCAGCACACUCUGGACUUGGCCCCGCCUCUUUCUAACCUCUCUUACAUCCCUGUGGUGCUCCGCCUCAUCAACCCCAGCAAUACGAGAACACGGUUGAGCUCAUUGGUUUUCUCUGAGUUUUGGGAGAAAGUAACUGAUCAGUAGCAGCAGCUCAGACUUGUAUUCUUGAAAAGUGCAUUUAACCUCCGUUGUUGCAGGAAACUCUUCUCCAAAAACUCAAGAACCGUUAAAAGUGUUUUUUGGACUGGUCAGAAGAUGCCCGUCUGUUAACAUGAGAGGGUUCUGUUAACCACCUCAUCUCCAGUCUUCCUUAGCUCACUGAUUUUGGGAAAAACACAGGACACAACAUGAGUUAUUGCAGGCGCUCAAUUAAAAUCAGUUAUGUUUCUUUUGUUGGAUUUUGGUCCCUUAAUGUAAAUUCAGUGAAACAUUAAACACAACCAUGUGGACAUGUUGGUGAAGUUCUGGCAGUUUGCGAAGCCACUGAAUAAAAAACAUGCAUCACAGUCCAGAACGGUUUGUGUGCUAUAAUUAUAUUAAAGACUUUUAUGGUUUGAUAUCAACUAAAUCAGUAUAUUUAAAAGCCGUUACAAACUGGUUAAUACACUUGGCAUUACAUCAAUCUAGGAAAUUGUGACAGAUUAAAUAUAAAGCAACGAUUUGAAGUGUUUUCUAUACUUAGCAACUGUUUUUAGCCCAACAUUGUUAGUUGCCACAUUUCAGUGUUCCCGUUUCAUUAUGUAUCAGAUUUAGUCCACACGGUUUCAUAAAUGCAUAAAGAGUGAUGUGGAUGCCGCCUGGUUUGCAUGAAUCAUCUGGUCGUGGUACAGUUUUCGAAGAACAGAGAUCAGUGUUCAGGUUGAUGUUCAUCACCUGCCAGAAAUGUUUGUUUUUAAAUCGUUUCAUUGCAGAUCAGAUGUGUUAUGUUUGAUCUGUGUGGGAUACAUCUUGACUGGCAGUCAAAGGACAGCUGUGCUCUCGGUCUGACAUUCUUAUAAUAAAAUUAACUGUACAAAUUAACAAUUGCCUCUUAAUCCCCUUAUUUCUAUUUUGUAAAUUCACAUCCUGUAAAAAAUAAAUAAAGUUGUCUAUCACCAUUUCCA
Messenger RNA from Pseudoliparis swirei, 2227 nucleotides. RefSeq names its product axin interactor, dorsalization associated (gene aida). Gene Ontology annotation, biological process: determination of ventral identity. Bases 191 to 1120 code for a protein of 309 amino acids. Gene Ontology annotation, cellular component: membrane. The transcript has 11 exons. Gene Ontology annotation, molecular function: phosphatidylinositol binding. Lineage: Eukaryota; Metazoa; Chordata; Actinopteri; Perciformes; Liparidae. The record is from RefSeq and is a predicted model, not a curated record.